AUGGACGCAUCGCAACCUACACAGCAAGCCACGCAACAAGUCGAAGACCCUCGAAAACUAGGGAAGAACCUCUCUAAUGUCUCCGAAGACGAUGCCACAGAUGUGAUUUGUCUUCUUCACCCCAACUCACCAGCAGCAUUCGACGCGGUCAGAGCGAACCUGAUCCUUUCCCCUCAGCAUAUCUUGCAAAAUGACGACUUACAAGACCUGGACGAGGAGGACCUACUCUUCAAUCAAGACUUCAAAACCCCACGCGACAUUGCCCUUCGAAUGACGUCAGACGUCAAACACCCGAAAGAUGGCUUCCGCUUCGGUCGCUACGGCACAAUGUGCGAUGUGCUCUUGACCCCAGCCCAAGAUGACAAUCUCAUCAGCAAAGUUCACUUCAAAAUCUUCGUCAACAGUCAAGGAAGUCUUAUGCUGCAAGAUCUAUCCACAAAUGGCACAAUGGUUGACGAUGUCCAUCUCACGACACGAGCGAGGGGGGGUAGGGCGACGCUUAAGCCUGCAACUACUGUUCUUAAGAAUGGUUCGAUCAUAUGCGUCAUUGCUGGACUAGCCAAGGAGGAAGUCAAGUUCAUGGUCCGAAUUCCCAAUCGCGGCGAUGGCGAAGACCUUUAUGAAGAGAAGCUUAAAAAAUACCUGUCCGCGCGAGGAGCAGUGGCGAAGUUUGCUUCCAUGCGCGAAAGCUCGUAUGGUAAUCACUGGAACGGUGGUAGUAUGUACAACUUCACAGGCCUUCUUGGCAAGGGUGCGUUCGCGACCGUCUACAGAAUCCAGACGAAGAAAGAAGGAGACGUGUAUGCCGCAAAGGAACUCGACAAACGCCGAUUCAUCAAGAAUGGAGUAUUGGACACCAGGUUUGAUAGUGAGUUGAACAUCAUGAAAACACUGUCACACCCAAACAUCGUCAACUACGUUGAUUGUCAAAACUACCAACAUUGGAUCUACAUCUUGAUGGAGUAUGUCCCAUAUGGAGAGUUGUCUCAGGAAUUAAGACGUCUGAGCAAGAUCCCGGAGCAUGAUGCGCAACAAAUCACACGACAGAUGAUGCAUGCCCUCGGCUAUCUUCAUCGGCGAAACAUCACUCAUCGGGAUAUUAAACCAGACAAUAUUCUGAUUGCCUCCAGAUCACCCCUGAUUGUCAAGUUGUCAGACUUUGGACUGUCGAAAUGUGUCACGGACCAAGAAACUUUUCUCAAGACCUUCUGUGGCACCCUCCUAUACUGUGCACCGGAAGUCUACCCCGACUAUGUCACUUAUGCCCAAGGUCCAUCUACCAAGAGACGCCGUCUAGGCGAGCCGGCAACGAAACCAACACCGUCUCCCUAUGAUCAAUCCGUCGAUAUGUGGUCUUUUGGGGCUGUGAUCUUUCAUAUGCUUUGUGGCAAACCACCCAUUGCAGGGAGAGGUGAUGAUAGAGGGGCACAGAUGCUGAACAACAUCAUGACCAAGGAUGUCGAUUUCGAUCCACUUCGCACGGCCGGUGUUUCAGGAGAUGCAAUUGAUUUCAUUCAGAAACUUCUUAACAGAAACCCAUCACUCCGACCGAAUGAGUCGCAAUGUCUAAAACACCCUUGGCUACGCGACGUUGAAGACUAUUUGGAGUAUGAAGACAAUGAACCUAUGUUAGAGCACCGCGAACGAGAAUUAGGUGUUCUAGAUGAAAUCGAGGAAGACUUGCUUGAUGAUGAUCUCAUUGCACAUCUUCAUCAAUUAACACAGGCGCCUUCAUCCGCUCCGACCCCGGAUCGCCCACCUAAACGACCGCGCAGAGACAUGAGGCAGCAACCAGAGUUAGCUCGCGAGAUCACCUACCCUGCUCUACCAAAUCCUGGUGCUAGUUUUGCACCCUUGCCCCCAACUCUACCCUCAACUGCUCCAGCUGAAAGGCUUUUUGGAGAAGUCACUCCUUCAGUACUACGUAGUUCCGGAGUAUUUGGUGAAGUUCUUCGCCCCCAGGCGCAGGCAGACCUCCCAGACAUACGCAAUCGUGUUGAGCGGAUCAGCGUGAAUGAUUUUGUGACACGCGGUGAUGUGAAUAAUCCAGAGAGCGCCGACAACUUCGGUCAACCUUUGCAAUAUCCCCAGACACUCGGCAUUCCACAAUCUUUUACUGGUUCCGCUUUGAGCCUUAUGGGGGCUGAACAACAGAUCGGGCAACUCAACAUGGCUUCGCCAGGGGCAGAAGUCUCGGACGAUGCAACUUCGGAAGCGACCAACCCAGUUACUCCUCGGACUCGCGAACUAUCUCCUUGGACCGGGGCCAACCAAACAGCAGAGACAAGAAUCGCAGACAAUACCCGUGAUAGCGAGGAGCCGGUAUUUACACGUCGCAUUGAUCUAGACCUCGUCAACGACCCAGAAAACUUUGCAGCAGAAAUUGAAGCUCGCAAUGCUUCAAGGGCGGUCAAAAUUCGCACAAAGGCAGAGACGUUCAACGGCAAUGACAAUGGCAGAGCACGUCCUCCCUCGAUUGAACUGGCAACCACUAUCGAUGCAAAGACGGGAAAAGAAAUUGCGAACCCGGAUGAUGCUGAUCGCCUCAUCCAUACACCUGUCGGUAGUUCAAGUCCACACUUCAUCAAACCCCCAAAGCGUUUUGGCAAGUUGACAUCGCUGCCGGGCUCCCUAGCCAAUGUGGCCAUCAACUUGGAAAACCGCCUCACGAUAUGGGGUCGGGGGAUUGACUGCACAGUUCCAUACUCAGAUCGCAGAGAUACUCGCAUCCCACAGUACGCCAUGAAGAUCAACUUCUGGGCUCCGGGUAUGGAGAAGUUUGUACAGCAGGGAGGGGAUUGGACUCAAUUGCCUGGAGUCAGAACUCUGAUCUCUACCUCAGCCAGUAAAUCCAUCUGGGUCAACGAUGUUCAACUGCGCAAAGAGACACCAGACGGUGAAGCCGCUUUGUUCGGUCAAGUGUAUACGGGUGAUGUCGUCACCAUCUACGAUUCUCCUGACGGAGAGUUCCUGAAAUUCAAGGUUGAGAUCACUUUUGGUGACAGUGCACGCCUUCGCCCAGAGGGUGAGCACGGUUUCGUGCUUCAACAGGAACGACAGCAUCACCAGCGUGCCAUGAAGGAACGUGAAAGCAUGAGAGCCAGCAGAGCUGGAAGUGAGAACGGCGAUGGGACCACCCUACCAUUGUGA
Molecule: messenger RNA, 3150 nt
Organism: Exophiala aquamarina CBS 119918
Lineage: Eukaryota; Fungi; Ascomycota; Eurotiomycetes; Chaetothyriales; Herpotrichiellaceae
Product: CAMK protein kinase
Exons: 1
Coding region: 1-3150 (1049 amino acids)
Biological process (GO): protein phosphorylation; meiotic recombination checkpoint signaling
Cellular component (GO): cytoplasm; nucleus
Molecular function (GO): ATP binding; protein binding; protein serine/threonine kinase activity
Source: RefSeq, a predicted model, not a curated record